AUUAAGACUUGCCUCUUUUGGAAUACAUGCUCCACCCCCUGUGAAUUCGUAAAACCCCCUGUUUCUCUUGUCUAGCUUUAUGCUUCUAAGUUAUAUAAAGUAGGACUUUAGACGCACUCUCUCACUUUCUGCAAAACAAACCUCUCAGUCUCUGAGCUUUACACACACACACACACACACACACACACACACACACACACACACAUAUGAACGCACACACAUUCGGGAGCUCUCAAAAGCAAAGACACACACACACACAAAAUCACACACACAGGCGUACACACACAGACACGCAGAGAACUGGGAAGUUAUUACCGCCUCACUGAGCGGCAGCGAACAACAGGCUUUCUAGAAAGUCGGACAGCCAGCCCGGAGAAAAGAAGGUGUGGAAAAGCUGCCCAUGGCUGACUUGAGCUUCAUUGAAGAUUCUGAACCCUACACGGGAAAGGAGGAAGAUGAUGAAGAGGAGGAGGAGGAAGGUGUGGAGUGGGGCUACGAGGAAGGAGUUGAGUGGGGCUUGGUGUUUCCUGAUGCUAAUGGAGAAUAUCAGUCUCCUAUCAACUUAAAUUCAAGAGAAGCAAGAUAUGACCCCUCACUGCUGGAUAUUCGUCUAUCUCCAAAUUAUGUGGUGUGUCGUGACUGUGAAGUCACUAAUGAUGGACAUACGAUUCAGAUUGUUCUUAAAUCAAAAUCAGUCCUCACAGGAGGGCCAUUGCCUCAAGGGCAUGAAUUUGAACUAUAUGAAGUCCGAUUUCACUGGGGGAGAGAAAACCAGCGUGGUUCUGAACAUACUGUUAACUUCAAAGCUUUCCCCAUGGAGCUUCAUCUUAUCCAUUGGAAUUCCACCCUUUAUAGCAGCAUUGAUGAGGCUGUGGGGAAAACACAUGGAAUAGCUAUCAUUGCUUUGUUUGUUCAGAUAGGGAAAGAACACAUUGGCUUGAAGGCAGUGACUGAUGUUCUCCAGGAUAUUCAGUACAAGGGGAAGACUAAAAUAAUACCCUGCUUUAAUCCAAAUACUUUGUUACCAGAUCCUCUUCUGCGUGAUUAUUGGGUAUAUGAAGGCUCCCUUACUAUCCCACCUUGCAGUGAAGGUGUUACUUGGAUCUUAUUCCGAUACCCUUUAACUAUAUCCCAGAUACAGAUAGAGGAAUUUCGAAGACUGAGAACCCAUGUUAAAGGUGCAGAGCUCUUAGAGGGUUGUGAUGGAAUUUUAGGAGACAACUUCAGGCCCACUCAACCACUCAGUGACAGAGUAAUCCGAGCUGCAUUUCAAUAGCCAAAGAGAAUAAGAACGAAUUAAUUAAUCUUCAUCCAGUUCUUUCUUUGGAUGUGGAUAGCAUUCUUUCUCACAAGUCCCUCAGAAUUGUCCUGGGUCAUUGCAUUGCUACUAAUAGAGAAGUCCAUUACAUUCGAUUGUACCACCGUGUAUCAGUCUCUGUGUACAAUGCUCUCCUGUUUCUGCUGCUUUCAGUCUGCAUCAGUUCCUGGAGGUUGUUUCAGUUCACAUGGAAUUCAUCCAUUUCAUCAUUCCUUUCAGCACAAUGGUAUUCCAUCACCAACAGAUACCACAAUGUGUGCAGUCAUUCCCCAAUCAAUGGACACUCCCUCAUUUUCCAUUUUUUUUGCCACUACAAAGAGUGGGGCUAUGAAUAUUUUUGUACAAGUAUUUUUCCUUAUUAUCCUUUUGAGGUACAAAUCCGGCAGUGAUAUUGCCAGAUCAAAGGGCAGACAGUCUUUUAAAGCCCUUUGGUCAUAAUUUGAAAUUGAUUUCCAGAAUGGUUGAAUUAAUUCACAAUUCCACCAGCAAUGCAUUAGUGUCCUGCUUUUGCCACAAACCCUCCAAUAUUUAUUAUUUUCCUUUACUGUCUUAUUGGCCAAUCUGCUAGGUGUGAGAUAGUAUCUCAGCAUUGUUUUGAUUUAUAUUUCUCUAAUUAUGAGAGAUUUAUAAAACUUUUUCAUGUGCUUAUUGAUAGUUUUGAUUUAUUUAUCUGAAAACUGCCUAUUCAUGUCCCUUGCCCAUUUAUCCAUUGGGGAAUAGCUUGAUUUUUUGUACAAUUGACUUAGUUGUUUAUAAAUUUGAGAAAUCAGUCCUUUGUCAGAGGUUUUUGUUAUAAAGAUUUUUCCCUCCAAUUUUUAGUUCCUUUCUAUUUUGAUUGCAUUGCUUUUGUUUGUGCAAAAUCUUUUUAAUUUAAUGUAAUAAAAUAUUUAUUUUAUAUUUUGUAAUAUUUUCUAUCUCUUGCUUUGUCUUAAACUUAAACUUUUAUCUUUUAAUCUUUUCUAUUUGAGAAACCUGGCUCCUUCCUCUCUUUUUCAGAGGAAUUUUGAGAGUGGUUCUGAAGUCAAGGGGCCUGGGUCCAUGUCUUGCCUCUCAUGCUUAUUACAUGUCUAACUUUAGACAAAUCAUUUGACAUCUCUUAUUCUCCAUUUCUUCAUCUAUAAAAUGAAGGGUUUGGUUUAGAUGGCUUCUAACACUAGAGAUUCUUCAAAAGAAGGUAUUUUAUGACUGCUUUCCUACUAUAAGGUUACUAAUAAAACCACUGCUUUUCACAAGUGGAAAAAUUCUGACAGUUUCGUAGGUAAAAAGGACAAAGUCACUUUAGGAAUUACUUCUUACUAUAUUUACUUCAACUAUAUUUACUUCAACAACUUACUAUAUUUACUUCAACUUCUUAAUUCUUAUGCUGGCUAACAACUUUCAUUUUUCAUUUCAUUCUAGUAGUAAGAAUGAGAAAAGUGAAGAAAAGGUAUACUUUGGUGAAGCAUCUCUGAAAUCUGAGGUCACUUGGCUAAGAAAGGGAAGGUAUAAGAAUAUAGCUAACAAGGAUUAGAGGAUCUAAUGAUUUUUUUUAAGUAUGAGAAAGAUUCAGGCAUGUUUGUAAAUUGCAGGUAAAGAACCUGUUGAUAGGGGGAGAGUGAAGAUUAGAGAUGGACAGAGUGUUGAGAGCAAUUUGCUAGAAAUUAUGGGAGGGAAAAUAAGAUCAAGGUUACAUGUGCAAGGGUUGGCCCUGGAAAGGAAGUUUACCUUUUCUUUAGUGAUUUCAAGAGAGCAGGAGAUAGAGAGGAAUAAUUUCAGGGAGAUGCAAGAUUGGGAGAGGAGAAAAAGGAGCUCAAAGUGGAUGGUCUUAAUUGUUGUUUUGAUUGAGUAGGAAAAGAGGUCCUCAAUUAAGAAGAGAGGAGAGGGAAUGGUGUUGAAGACGUGGAAAAAGAAGAGAACAUUUGGAAUAGGCUGUACUGAGUAAGAUAGAGGAUCCAUUAGACAGUUGUAGAAGAAUUAAUCUAGUCAGGACCUAAUUGUGAUUAGAUAACAAAUUUGUAGGGGAUCCUUUCAGCACAAUUUCUUGUCAUCUUCUAUUUCUAAUCAAAAGAAUGUGAUUAGGAGUAAAGAAGUGAACUUUGGAAGUAAUGCUGCAUAAUUUUAUCUAUGACUAUUCAAUAGAAUUUAUAGUCAAUUAACCCAAGGCUUUCUUUUUGCCUUUUAAAAAAAUAUAUUUUUUGGAUGCCAAUGCAAUAUUCAGACUGAGUGGUAGUAGUACUAUUCCUAUUCAUUAUGUCCUGAGGAACCUAUUUGUUGAACUAAUAAGAACAUUAGAAAAGUCUAUUUUCUUCUAGGUCCAUGUAUUUAGAUCAUAACAAAGAAUCUUCUAAGACAUUCAAAUGAAUGAUAGCUAUUCACUUUUAGUGAUUCAAGAGGGCACAAAUGAUACUACCAGAAGGAACCUCAAAAGUAUUACCCAAAUUGUGUUUUUUUCCUCUGUUGCCUAGGGAGGAUAUGCAGAAGAGAAAAAUUAAUUUGGGAAGCAAAUAGCUUAAUAAGAAUGUAGUUUCUGAAAAUAGGAUUAGUCUUUCUGGAUCAUGGCCUUAAUAAAGGAUUGGAAGAUUACUGGUCGGGGAUGGAGUAUACCUAACAAAUCUGGUUUAAAGUAUUUUCCACCUACCUUGAAAACUUAAUCCAAAGGACUUUAACCUAAAAAGAACAAUGGAGGAAGAAGACUACCUUUGUAUAUCCCCAAAGUAGGUAUUAGAGGAUAUAACCUCAAGAAGGAAAAAUAAUAGCAGGUGACAAAUCCAGGAAUUUACAGGGGACAAAACACAAGAAAAGAAUAAAAUGCCAAGGCAGAAAUGCCCAAAGUUUAGGCAGUAAACAAAAGGAAGUCUUAGAGGUUCUAACACCAGGCAAAUUUGACUUCAUAAAUUCUAUUGAGACUUUGUGAGAUGAAACCAAUGACUGAAUUAUAGCCCUGGAUUUAUAUAUACCGUAUUCAAAACAAACAGAAUAUGUAAAAGAGGUUUUAAGCAGUAUUGCAUAUACUCAUGUGAAGAAAGUAAACAUGCAAAGGGAAGAAGCAUAAUGGGCAGUAUUUGGAUGAAGAUCAAAAAAAGAGAUAGAAAUAAUUUUGAAAAAUGGGAUUAUUAGUGUGAUCACUCCAUCUUAGAGUUUGUGAUAAAGGAGAGGAAAACUAGGUAGAGACUGGCACAGUCCUUAGAUUUUUGGAAAUCAAAUUUCAAAGGAAUCCUAUUGACUGAAAUGUUCACUUCUUUGAAGUGAGUGGUCUUAUUGUUGUUAUUUUUGAUCAAGUAUGAAAAGAGGUCCUCAUCUGAGUGGGGAGGGGAGAGAAAGGUGUUGGCGCAUUGGGAAGAAACAUCCAGAACAACCACUAUGGUGGGUGAGAUAGAGAAAGUCAAUUGAGGAUGGUUGGGAGAAGCUCAGGUUCAUAAAAAGAAAUAAUAAAGUGAUUCAGAAAGGAAAAUGAUAAAAAAUAUGAGACUUCUCUGGAAAUGUCAAUGUAGAUACACAAGGAACUCAUCAGCUACCUUAGAUUUAAGAAAGAACUGUUCAGAAGACAGAAACCUAUCUAAGUUACAGAACAUGAAUAUGAGUUAGGUAUCGAUUUACAAAAUUCUUGUCAAGAAUGUUAAAGUUGGAGAAGAAGUAAAGGAUAAUAAAUAGGGUAUUUUUAAAAAACAGGAUGAUAAUAAAAGAUAGAAUUUUUGUUUGGUUUGGAUGGGGUGAUGAUACCUGACAGCACAGAGAAUGAAGAACUACUCAAUUUUCAUUUUAUUUUGGUUUUCUAUGCCACCAUGGAAAUGAUAGGACAAAAAUGUCUAGUAGAGUUGAUACUCAAGAUAAGUGAGGAGACAAAAACGUUUAGCUGUGGGACCAGAUGAACAACAUCAUUGGGUCCUGAAACUUUUGUCAGUUGUGGUUGCUGAGUCACUGGCAAUGAUACUUGCAAAAUCUUAGGAAAUGUAAAGGUUCCACAAGAUUGGAGGCUAAAUCUUGUCCCAAAGAGGAAGAAACAAGAGUAUAAAACUGUAGGCCAGUGAACUUGACUUUUAUUCCUGGGAAAAUUGGCAGAUAUAUGGAAGAGGACUUGGUGAUGAAAAAGGACAAGUAUGGCUACAUCAAGAACAUGUACCAGACUAACCUUAUUGCCUUUAUUGACAGGACUACUAUACUAGUAGUUGAUAUAAUUAAACUAUAUUUCAUCAAAAACUAUGAUAAAAUAUCUCAUAUGUUCAGAAAAGAUGGAGAAGUAAAAGAAAUCAAAUUUUUAAAAAUUUACUAAUAUUUUAUUUUCUAACUCAUUUACAUGAAAAACAUUUUAACCUUAAUGUUAACCUUCUAUUUUCUUUGUUUGAACCAAAUUCUCGCCUCUUCCUCCUCUCCCCAUUCUCUGAGAGCAAGCAAUCAGAUAUAGAUUUUACAUAUAUAAUAGUGUAUAUCUCUUUCUAUAGUAGUUCUUUUGUGAAAGAGAACUCAAAACAAAUGAAAGAAAAGUGAAGAAAUGAAGUGAAAUAUAAUGUGUGUUGGUCUGUAUUCAGAUUUCAUUAGUUCUUUCUCUGGAGGUUGUAAAAAUAGACUUGAAUCCAGGACUUCAAUCCCCAGAAAUCCUUGCUCCACUUCCCCAGAGUGCUUUGUAAUCUCACUGGGUUCUUACCUGGGCCAAGAGCAAAAUCAUUAUUUAGAGGGUCUCCACCCACAUCGGGCUCUUCUCUUCCUGGCUCUGCUGGCAAACAGAUGCGUCUCAUGAUGUGAGUGAAAUUUGGGUGGGCCUCAUGGCAUACCUAGCAUGUGCUUCUCUUGCUUGUAUUUUCUUUAACCCUUGACCUUUAAUAAACCUCAUAAAAAUAAUACUCCUUGGAGAGAGAAAUUAAUUUCUACCUCUCUCAGCUUCUCAAAAUUUUAAUCUUUACAAGGUCGAUAGAAUUUUUCCUCAUAAGUUCUUGAGGAUUUUCUUAAAUCAAUGUAUUUCUAGGAAUAGCUAAGUCAUUCAUAAAUGUUCAUCAUAUAAUAUUACUUACUGCAUGCAAUGUUCUCCUGGUUCUGCUCAUUUCACUUUGCAUCAGUUGAUGUAGGUCUUUCCAGGCCUUUCUUAAAUCAUCCUCAAAUCAUUUCUUAGAGAACAGUAGUAUUCCAUUACAACCAUAUACUAGAAUCAAAUGAAAUAAAAAGUAUUUGUUUGAAUUAAAAGAGUAAUUGUCAAAAAUUCACUUGAAACUGAGCACAUGGCUGGGGGUCUUUGGUGAAGUAUCCCAAGAAUCUGUGCUUGGUCUUAUUCUGUAUUAUAAUUUUCCAAGUAGAUAUAGGAAUAAAUAACAUGCUUAUCAAAUUGUAUGAUUGCAUAAUGGGAUACCUAACAUAGAGAAUCAGGAAUCCAAAAGAGAUCUCAGCAGGUUAGAGCAUUGAAUUUAAUUAGGUAAGAUGAAAUCCAAUAAAGAUAAACAUAAAGACUUAUACUGGGGUACAGCGAUCCCUCACCUAUGGUGGGAGUUAUGUUCCAGAUACCCCUUUGAUAGGUGAAAAGUUCUUGAAGUUGUGGGUUGUAUUUAUUUUAUUAUUUAUAUAUAUUUCAAGGCUUUAUAAACCCUUUCCACUCUCCUAUAAAUCUUUUCCACACUCUUAUUAGCCUUUCCCACACUCUUAUAAAUGCUGAGCCAAUCAGUACCCAGGAUACAGAACACAGUGCUGUGGUUGGUCCUGCCAUAUAGUGAAAACUCCUCCAUACAGAAUUAUAUAU
Molecule: messenger RNA, 7019 nt
Organism: Monodelphis domestica (gray short-tailed opossum)
Lineage: Eukaryota; Metazoa; Chordata; Mammalia; Didelphimorphia; Didelphidae
Gene: CA8
Product: carbonic anhydrase 8 (inactive)
Molecular function (GO): zinc ion binding; carbonate dehydratase activity
Source: RefSeq, a predicted model, not a curated record